GUAAAGAGAGGGAGGAGAGUGAGGAAGAGUGUGUUUAUGGAGGACUGUGACAUUGCUCUGUGUAUGGUAUAUGGGAUGGACUGAUUGCAACAGUGCCAGGUGUUGAAGAGGGGUGAGAGGAGAAGAGAGACAACUCUAGCAGUGACAGCUAAGUGGUUUGCCCAGAGUGAUCCUCUCAGCUUUGGGACAUGGAGCAGCAGCAGGAGUGACUGGGACUGUGGGGACACGCAGGCAGACUUUAACGGAGGAGGACUUGUGAUUCUGCAGAGGACGUGCUAGAGAUGGAUGCUUAGUUUGACCUGGCAAUGAAGCCACUGACCUUACUGGGGUCAUGAGUUGUGUCUGCCCUUCACCUCAAUGUAACUUGCAUUCCUGGAGUUCAGUCCAAUCUACCCCUCACCUAUGCCUGCAGGACCAUGGGUAGUGUCAGCAGCCUCAUCAACGGCAACAGCCUAAACAGCAAACACUGUAAGGCAUCUGACUACGGGUUAAAAAAGGAAAUAAACCCUCACAGAAAGAGUGGAGGUUGCAGCCUUGACAGUUUACUCAGGUGUGGCUUCACUCAGGGCUCCUCAUCUACCAAUCAUCCUUCUAAAGGCCUGACCCACUCCCGCUCCGGACGAAGUGAAGAUUUUUUUUACAUUAAGGUGAGCCAUAAACCGAGGUCAGCGUACAACAAAGGGGGAUCAAUGGAAGACAACGGAGUUGAAAAGAAUAAAGAGCGAGAAUCAGAUGGUCAACUGCAACCAAAACUGCUGCUCAUGUCGGGGAACAGGACUCAAAGAACUUCUGCUGAGAAGUCAUUGGUCCGUUCCACUGCCUUCAAGCCUGUGAUUCCCAGGAGUACGACCUCCACAGAGACAGGCCAACACAGCCUGGACCGCAUCCUUUGUCCUCAGGAGAAAUCCAGGAGUCCAGGGACUCUCUCAGACUCUGGACGUAACUCCAUGUCUAGCCUGCCAACUCACAGCACCAGCGGCAGCCUAAGUGCUUCCACAGGCCCUGUCAGUCAAAGUGACAGCAGCUCCGCUCCUUCAAACAGCCUCAGCAAGGGAGUGCAGCCCAAUUUCCCUCCAUGGGUCAACGGGAACGGAGCUAACCUUGACUGUAGCUACAGGGCUGGUUCGAACAGUUGGGGGUUAGCAUCUAAGGCUAAUGGGUAUUCUGCUGCUCUGCUUUGUGCAGAUGAGGCGAGAACUCUCUCUCAAACUGCAGGUGGGAUUCGCUCCCCUAUUACUACAGAUGAGUCACUGAUUGAACAUUUGGAACAAAGGCUACUGGAGCAAGAGACUGAACUGCAGCAGCUUCAGGUGAAUUUUGAGGAGAAGGAAGCAGACACCUGCCAGCUGUUUGAGGAAAAACAAAAGUACUGUGUAGAGGAGAUGGAGGUGCUGAAGCAGAGAUGCUCCACAAAACUACGACAAGUGUCCCAAAUGGCAGCAAAAACUCAGCAAACGCUACAACUGCAGGUCAAUCAGCUCAAGGCAGAGAAAGAGCGACUACAGGAGGACGUCUCAAAGUUGACCCGAGAGAAGGAUCUCAUGGAGCUCAGGCUGAGGUGUUAUGAGACACAGAGCACACAGCUCACUCCAACACUCGAGGAAACCCAAUGGGAGGUGUGCCAGAAGACAGGGGAGAUCUCAUUGUUGAAGCAGCAGCUGAGAGACUGCCAGACUGAUGUCAGCCACAAGCUCAAUGAGAUUGUCAACCUGAGGGCCUUACUGAGGGAAAAUGCUGCAAAGAUGGAGACACUGGAGAAACUAAGUAAAGAGCAUGAGGACAAACUCUACUCCCGCACCAUAGAGGCCGAGGUAUGCCAAAAUGAACUCCAGCGCAAGAAGAAUGAGGCUGAUCUGCUGAGAGAGAAAGUAGGCAAACUGGAGACGGACAUUGAAGGGAUGAAACAGGAUCUGGCCUUGGCUAAAGAGCAGAGGCUGCAGCACAGUGCACAACAAGAGGCCUGUGCCCAGACCCAGGCCUUGGAAAGACUAAUCCAAGACCCAGACUACCCAACCGAAGGCCAAGGGCUGGAGAACAGCGGCCAAAACUCCACAGAAUUACUCCAGAGGGAAGUGGAGAGACUGAAGCAGCAGCUCAGCAAGGAGAAGGAUGCUCAGGAGAGGCAGGCCAACAGCUUUGAGCAGGAGAGGCUCACAUGGAACAAGGAGAAGGACAGGGUCAUCAAGUACCAGAAGCAGCUCCAGAUCAACUACCUGCAGAUGCACAAGAAGAACCGAGACCUGGAGAGGAUCCUGAAGGAGCUCACUGCUGAACUGGAGAGCCGGGCGGAGCUAGGCAUGGACUUCAACUACAGCUCAGGGUUACAAACAUAUGACGACGUUAUUGCCACAGAGAUUUGAUAGCACAACCAGUUAAAGGGAAAUGGGCACUUGACCGUGAUUUACCACAAAUAUUUAGGAUACUUUUACACCUGCAGAAUAUUAGAGUUUUACAAUGCUUAUUUAUUAGUAUGUGGUAAUCUUGUGACACUUUUAGUUGUUAUUUCAUGUUUACAUUCUUUUUUUUUACAACGCUGUCUGUCAUUCACCAUUAAAAUUAUGAACAUUUUUUCUUAGUUUAAUAUCAUUUAUCAGUGGUCAGUUGAUACAGGCCAGACAUUUGGUGAUUCAUUUCUUUUCAUGAUUAAUGUCUGAUGAUGACCUAUGAUAAGCAUGAUUGUGGCUCAGCAUCUGUCCCUUCCAGCAUGGAAAACAGGUCGGCAGUUUAUGCAUCAUCUAUUGUGGGUCUUAGGUUCCUUGAUCCUUAAUUAACUUAGUAUGCAUAUUCACAUUACUGCUAUGCUCCUUCACUGUCUGUUCUUGUGGCAUUCAUGCAUGAAAAACUCAGUUUAAACAUUUCAGUCACUUCAAAAACAGCACAAAGGGCUUAUGCACUUCGAAAUACUGUACAUGUUCAAAUAAUAUUAAGCUGGCAUGCAUCGAUCCAAAAGUGAAACUUUUAACACAACAUGCAAAUAGACAGUCUGAUAUUUUAUUUGACCACCUGCAUGUUUAUGAUAUUCUUGUUUUGUUUUUUGUUUUCAAAUUCAAACUUGGUGUUAAGGACAUUUCAGUGAUUCAUCUUGAAAGGCAGAAGAAAGAACUUCAGGUGCCAUACAGAUCACUUUUCUACUUAUACAAGAACCAUCUCUCCGUUUAUAUAUGAAAGUGUUUUUCUUUAAGAACCCAAACCUUAAUUAAUAUAUUUAUAGGGAAUAAGCUCAGGUCUUUGUUAAAGCAAAUUAUACACCUUAACUAUGCAGACUACAAAGGCUUAGAAAUCAGUAUGUCGUUCUACUUCCUGGUACAGAAAUGUCUGUCAUACAGCAUAUACUGCAGAACACCUCUGUCUGAAACCAAGUGCAAACUAUUUCAGGGAUACUCUUUGUGAUCUGUUUGUUUAGAGGCAGAUUAAAGGGGCUUGAUGGAAUAGGUAAUGUCCGUUAAUGUCUAUCUCUCUCCUAAAGUUGUUCAUCUUCGGCGUAAGCUAACACAGCUCCACACUGAGACAAACAGUCCUUCCUUGCAGCAGCCCUGGACAUUUGGCUUUGCUCUUUUGGAUCUAUUCCACUAUUCACAAGGCCACAGCAGUUUGUGAAGCAAAGGUUUAACUACUCCCACCCACACAAGUCUCAAGGGCCAGCACAAAGUAUUAAGCAAAAAUGUAUGCACACACACUGCACGGGUCAGGAAUGUGGCAAUCUUGAGAUUACUCAGCUACCCACCAUUACAUUACACUAGCACUGCAGGUCAGGAGAGAUUUAGAGGCAGGCAGACUUAAGUGGAGCUGUAAGGUGAGGGGCUGUGAGCAGUGGCCCUCAAACUCAAGUGACUGAUAAGUGUUUUACAGCACGUACUAGGCAAA
This is a messenger RNA of Labrus mixtus (cuckoo wrasse), 3864 nucleotides long. It is a transcript of the gene lzts1, whose product is annotated as leucine zipper, putative tumor suppressor 1. Gene Ontology annotation, cellular component: dendritic spine. Lineage: Eukaryota; Metazoa; Chordata; Actinopteri; Labriformes; Labridae. Bases 417 to 2360 code for a protein of 647 amino acids. The record is from RefSeq and is a predicted model, not a curated record. Gene Ontology annotation, biological process: regulation of synaptic plasticity; regulation of dendrite morphogenesis. The transcript has 10 exons.